AUGUGGGCGCUGGGGGCGCCGGCCCUGCUGCUGCUGCUGCUCCAGGCCGCGGGGGUGCAGGGCCAAGUGUGCCCUGUGGAACAGAAGGUGGAAAGUGUGUCAGAGAACAGCACGGAGGCCUUGAACGUGGUCCUGGCUGUCGUCACGCUGCCCCCGGGCCAGUCUGUACGUGUGUCGAAGGAGUCCGAGGAAUACUUUACCAUCAAGAACGAGAACCAGCUCUUCCUCCAUAAGACUCCGGACUUUGAGGAAACCCAAAUUCUGUUUGCGAGACUGGAGUGCCUGAAUCAGGGCACCACAGACUUGGUCGGCAGUCGUACGGUGCGCCUGUUGAUCAAAGACAUCAACGACAAUGCCCCGACAUUCUCCCAGGAGACCUACACUGAGAGCGUGACCGAGGAGGCCAGAGUGAACACCAUCGUCGUCCCUGCAUCGAAGCUGCAGGCCACGGACAAGGACCAGAGCGAUGUCCUGUUCUAUGAACUCAAGGAAGUGACCCCGGAAGCCAGCAAGUUCUUCUCCCUGGUGAGCCGAACCCAGCCCGGCCUCAGGCUGAGCCAGGCACUGGACUAUGGCAAGCUGGCCCGCAUGACCUUCACGCUGUUGGUCCGGGACACUGAGAAUGAGAACCAAACACCCAGUCACACAGCCAGCGCCACUGUGGUCGUGGACGUGGUGCCUGCAGACCUGCGUCCCCCCUGGUUCCUGCCCUGCGUACACAAUGACUCUCACAUCUGCGUCCAGGCACAGUACAAGGGGAUCGUCCCCAUAGACGUCAACCUGCCAUACAUGCUCAGCUUCAGUCCCGGGCCCAUCUACGCCGUGGACGGCGACUGGGCCAUCAACGAGGAGAUCAUCUACAGCCUGAAGGAAGGCGUGGACAAUGAGAUGUUCAGCAUUAACAGUAGCACAGGCAACCUCACCAUGCACAAGCACGCACCCAACCCCAAGACCUUCCUGUUGCUGGUCACGGCCAGACAGAAGUCCGGUGCCCGGUACUCGGUGACGCAGGUGUCGGUGGAGGUGACCAGCAAGGAGAGCUACGCCUCCUUCCCGCUGAAUCUGUACCACGGCUUCCUGGUGCUCGGCCAAGGGGCGGGCAUUGCCGUCAAGGAUGCUGCAGACCCUUCCCAGCCACUGACCCUUCGGGCCCAGGACACACAUAUCCAGGAGUACAACAGGAACUUUGAGUACAAAAUCACAAACAAUACCAACUUCCGGAUGGAAGGAGAAGCCGUGCUGACCACCUCCUUGCUGGUGGCCCCGGGGACCUACGCCGCAAAGGUGGAGGCCUACAACACGGUCACAAAGUCCAAUGCCACCACCGUGGUGGAGAUUCGAGUCUCUCCGGAGCCCACCUCUGCCCCAGGCACCGAGCAGCCGGGAUCCACAGGCCCCUCGUCCACAGUGCAGAUGGCGGCGCUGGGCGGGGUGCUGGGGGCGCUGCUGCUGCUGGCGCUGGUGGCCCUUGUCGUGCUCGUGUGCAAGCAUUACGGCCACAGGUUCAACUGCUGCUGCUCCCGGACACGGCUGAAGUCCCAGCCGAAGGAGUACGACAACGAGACCUUCGUGGGUGACAGCGAGGCCAACUGGAACGAGGCUAACGCCCCGGUGACGCGCUCUGCCGGCGACGAGGACCCCCCGGCACCCUCAGAGCCUGCGCCCUCAAGGCUUGCACGCUUGGGAACCCCAGAGCACACACCCACAGAGCCCACGGCCUUGGAACCCACAAAGACCGAUCUCUCAGCACUCCAGAAGUCUGCGCCCCCCCCGCCCCCGUCGGCGGCGGCCCCCAGCCCUCCUGUCCUCCGCGCUGCCGACUCUCCGCCCCCUGUGGUGGCCCAGACGCCCCCCGAGGGGAGUAGCCCCCAGGCAGUGAGGUCCAUCCUGACCAAGGAGCGGCGGCCGGAGGGCGGCUACAAGGCCGUGUGGUUCGGGGAGGACAUUGGCGCCGCCGAGGCGGACGUGGUGGUCCUCAACGCGCCCACGACGGGCGUAGACGACGACGAUGACGGCAACGACAGUCACAGUGAAGGCGAUGGUGACCCCGGGGGCGACUUGGGCGAGGAGGACGGGUACGAGAAUGUCGGCAUCUCUGUCGUAGUCUAG
This is a messenger RNA of Sorex fumeus (smoky shrew), 2109 nucleotides long. It is a transcript of the gene CDHR5, whose product is annotated as cadherin related family member 5. Gene Ontology annotation, molecular function: calcium ion binding. Gene Ontology annotation, biological process: homophilic cell-cell adhesion. The transcript has 15 exons. The record is from RefSeq and is a predicted model, not a curated record. Gene Ontology annotation, cellular component: plasma membrane. The coding region runs from base 1 to 2109 and encodes 702 amino acids. NCBI's taxonomy places the organism in Eukaryota, Metazoa, Chordata, Mammalia, Eulipotyphla, Soricidae.